UGUUGAUAAUUUCUUUCGUUGUCGAAAGUGCGUCGUUGUACGCGUCACGGUGAGGAUGGGCAAGUAAUUUUGGCUUCAAUGAGUGGAAACAGAUGUCGGGUCUCAUAGAAAUCACCUCGUCCCCAGAAUUCGGGAGCUUACCCGGACCCGUUUCUCGAUGGCCUCCUCGGUCGCCGCCGCGGUGGCGCUUGCGCUGGCGCUGGUUGGUCUUGCCGCUGCCGCCGGAGACUCCGACGACGGGCCGGCGGUAAUCCGUCGGAUCUGCGGCCAGACCAAGAGCCCUGACGCGGCCACCUACGAUGCGAACUUUGUCGCGGCCAUGGAGAACGUGUCGCGGUCCAUCGCGCGCGCGGGCUUCGGCUUCGCGGCCGCCGGCGAGGCGCCGUACAAGGUGUACGCCUUCGGGCAGUGCUUCGGCGAGGUGAACUCCGUCGACUGCCAGCUCUGCUAUUCGCAGGCGCGCGUCAAGCUGCCCAGCUGCCUGCCCGCGGCUGCUGGUCGGGUUUUCCUAGAGGGCUGCUUCUUACGGUAUGACAGCCGUAACUUCUCGGGCGAGGCCACCGACGCCUUCGACGCGAUCGCUUGCGGAGGGUCCAACGCCACCAAUGGAGAGAGGCUCGGGAGGGUCGCCGGGAAGGUCGUCGGCGAGCUCCGGAUCGACGAGGGCAAGUACUGGGCGAGGGCGGAGGAAGAGGCGAAAGGGAUGAGGGUUUAUGGGGCGGCGGAGUGCUGGAGGGGGAUAGAAGGAAAGGGCUGCGAGGAGUGCCUGGACAACGCGAGGAAGGGAGUGUUGGGGUGUGUCCCCGCGACGGACGGGAGGGCGAUGAACGCCGGCUGCUACCUCAGGUACUCCACCACCAAGUUCUACGGGUCCGGGUCGGAUGGUGGUUCUCAUGUAAUUCGGCAGCGGUUGGCGAUAGCACUGGGUUCCAUCUUUGGUUCCGCGCUGGUCAUUGUCGUGGCUGUUCUCAUCAGGGAAAGAAGGAAAAUUCGCAGGAGCGGAGUUUCUUCUUCUCGUAGUUUUCCUGAUGAUGAUGCAUCUACAGCAAUUAUUAAAGCUAUUACUGAAUCACAUCUCAGUUUCAAGUAUGAAGAUCUACAGACUGCAACCGGAGAUUUUCAUCCGUCAAAUAAGCUAGGCCAAGGUGGCUUUGGCUCUGUCUAUAAGGGAAUUCUACGAGAUGGCAGAGAGGUGGCAGUAAAAAGGCUCUUCUUCAACACCAGGCAAUGGGUCGAUCACUUCUUCAAUGAGGUCAACCUUAUAAGCAGUGUUCAGCACAAAAACCUUGCCAAGCUUUUGGGCUGCAGUGUCGAGGGCCCGGAAAGUCUACUAGUCUAUGAGUUCCUCAGAAACAUGAGCCUCGAUCACUUCUUGUUUGAUCCCUUAAAGAAGAAAGCAUUAGAUUGGGGAAAGAGGUUUGAUAUCAUAAUGGGGACAGCUGAAGGACUUGCUUACCUUCAUGAUGCAUCUGAAGUAAGGAUCAUUCACAGGGAUAUAAAGGCCAGCAAUAUAUUGCUUGAUGAGAAAUUUAGGCCUAAGAUAGCAGAUUUUGGGCUCGCAAGGCAUUUUGCAGAAGGUCAGAGCCAUAUAAGCACUGGCGUAGCCGGGACUCUAGGCUACAUGGCCCCUGAAUAUGUGAUAAAUGGGCAGUUAACGGAGAAGGCAGACGUCUACAGCUACGGUGUACUUGUUCUUGAAAUUGUCACUGGGCGCAAAAACAGCAAUCCCCUCUCGGCAGAAGACCACUCUCUUACUGCCUUGAUCUGGAGGCAUUAUAAUUCAGAAACGUUACUAGAAAUUACAGAUCCUGAUGUUAAAGCACAGUGCUCAACAGAAGAAGCUCUGAGGGUAAUUCAUGUGGGUCUCCUUUGCACUCAGGCAACACCAAGUCUUCGUCCGCCAAUGUGGAGGGUGGUUGAGAUGCUGACUGGUUUAGGGAGGGACUUGCCAGUGCCUACCCAGCCUCCCUUCCUCAAUGUAAAGGGUGCAGAAGGUGGAUAUGCCUCUGGACUAUCCAACCCCUCCAGCAUACCUGUAUCGGUAAAUGGGAUGUCCAUAAGUGUCCUACAAGGAAGAUAACACCGAGGAUAUUGGUCUCCUUAUGUUGUUUAACCAUUUCCAGUCCAAUCACUGCAGCAUAACGAGAAUCGUGCUGCUGAGUUUUUGUAAAGCAGCACAAAUGAUUACUGGAACUUGGAGAUUUUUGCAUGUUCACGGUCAAAGACAAAUUCUGUCCUUUGCACCAUGUGCAAACUGCAAUUCAGGUUCUGGCUAUAUGCAUUUAGGAAACAAUCUAUAGUUUAAUAGGCUAUUGGAAGUUUAUCCAUGACCACAGAGACUUGAGAGAUUGCUCAUAGUGACAGAAUCUGUAAGUUGUGCAACUCAUUUGGGUUCAACUGCUAUUGUUUAAUAAAUAAUGUAAUGGCUUCUACCUA
Molecule: messenger RNA, 2436 nt
Organism: Nymphaea colorata (pocket water lily)
Lineage: Eukaryota; Viridiplantae; Streptophyta; Magnoliopsida; Nymphaeales; Nymphaeaceae
Product: cysteine-rich receptor-like protein kinase 2
Exons: 7
Coding region: 158-2080 (640 amino acids)
Biological process (GO): protein phosphorylation
Molecular function (GO): protein kinase activity; ATP binding
Source: RefSeq, a predicted model, not a curated record